Molecule: messenger RNA, 1806 nt
Organism: Linum tenue
Lineage: Eukaryota; Viridiplantae; Streptophyta; Magnoliopsida; Malpighiales; Linaceae
Source: the annotation of a GenBank genome assembly
AUGGCAAUUUCCAUGAUCACGAUCAUUACACCAUUGAUGAUGAUUAUCUUCCUCAUAAUAAUCUCUCCGUCGACCUGCACUCCUCCGGAGGAUCCGAUCCGCUGCUCUAAUUCUUCCGCCAACUGCACCAUCACCAACUCCUACGGCGCCUUCGCCGACAGGUCCACGUGUCGCGCAUCCAGCGCAACAUACCCCACGACGGAGGAGGAGCUCAUCUCCGCGGUGGCCGAGGGGACGAGGGCGCGGCGGAAGAUGAAAGUCGCCACCCGCUUCUCCCACAGCAUCCCCAAGCUGGUCUGCCCCGACGGCGACGACGGGCUGCUCAUAAGCACCAAGUUUCUGAACCGGGUCCUCGCCGUCGACAGGGAGGCGAUGACGGUGAGCGUUGAGAGCGGGGUGACGCUGCGGCAGCUGAUAGAGACGGCGGCGGAGGCGGGGAUGGCGCUUCCCUACGCGCCGUACUGGUGGGGCUUGACGGUGGGCGGGAUGCUGGGGACUGGGGCCCACGGGAGUUCUCUGUGGGGGAAAGGAAGCGCCGUGCAUGAUUACGUGGCGGAGGUGACGGUGGUGAGCCCUGGGACGGCGGCCGACGGUUAUGUGAAGGUUAGGAGGUUGACGGAGGGCGAUGGUGAGAUCAAUGCGGCCAAGGUGUCGCUCGGCGUUCUCGGGGCUAUUUACAAGGUGACAUUCAAAUUGCAACCCUUGUUCAAACGAUCCCUAACUUACGUGGAGAAAGAUGACAAUGACUUCGGAGAUGAGGCUGUUACGUUUGGAAGCAAACAUGAGUUCGCUGACUUGACAUGGUUUCCCAGUCAAGGCAAAGCCGUCUACAGAAUCGACGACCGCGUUCCUUCCAACACUUUAGGAAACGGCGUCUACGAUUCCGUUCCCUUUCGUUCUACACUCUCUUUCGUCUUGGCCGUCGCUAGAUCCGCCGAGGAAACUCAAGAAUCCACCAAUGACGCCACCGGGAAAUGCCUGAGCGGCAUGCUCCGUACAUCGGUCCUUCACUCAGAGGCCUUCGGUCUAACCAACAACGGUCUAACCUUUACCGGGUACCCUGUAAUCGGCUACCACAACCGCCUCCAAGCCUCGGGAACCUGCCUCGACAGCCCAAAUGACGGUCUAACCACUGCCUGCCCGUGGGACUCGAGGAUCAAAGGCGAGUUCUUCCACCAGACCACCUUCAGCAUUAGUCUAUCCGUCGUCAAAGACUUCAUCCAUGACGUCCAAUCACUCGUCGCCAUGGACCCAAAGUCGCUAUGCAUUUUGGACCAGUACAACGGCAUCCUGAUGCGCUACGUGGCGCCUUCCAUGGCCUACCUUGGGAAACAAGAAAACGGGCUAGACUUCGACCUAACGUACUACAGAAGCAAGGACAGUACAAUGCCAAGAAUGUUUGAGGACGUUCUUGAGGAGAUCGAGCAGAUGGCGGUGUUCAAGUAUGGUGCAUUGCCGCAUUGGGGGAAGAAUCGUAACGUGGCGUUUGAUGGGGCGAUAAGGAAGUAUCUACGUGGUAAGGAGUUUUUGAGGGUGAAGGAGAAGUAUGAUCCGUUGGGUUUGUUUUCGAGCGAGUGGACGGACCAGGUUCUGGGGUUGAAAGGUGGGUUGAUGAUUAUGAGGGAUGGGUGUGGGUUGGAAGGUUUAUGUGUUUGUUCGGAAGAUAGGCAUUGUGCGCCCAGUAAAGGGUAUUUCUGUAGGUCUGGGAAGGUUUAUACAGAUGCUAGGGUUUGCAGUAAUAGGUCAGUUAGUUGGGAUUGAUAUUAAGGUGAAACAAAUAUGUAAUAGAUACAAAGGAAUGUAUUA